Messenger RNA from Prionailurus viverrinus (fishing cat), 6239 nucleotides. RefSeq names its product solute carrier family 36 member 4 (gene SLC36A4). Gene Ontology annotation, molecular function: L-proline transmembrane transporter activity; L-alanine transmembrane transporter activity. The record is from RefSeq and is a predicted model, not a curated record. Gene Ontology annotation, biological process: amino acid transmembrane transport; L-alanine transport. Bases 116 to 1627 code for a protein of 503 amino acids. Gene Ontology annotation, cellular component: vacuolar membrane. The transcript has 11 exons. Lineage: Eukaryota; Metazoa; Chordata; Mammalia; Carnivora; Felidae.
GGUCCUGGGGGCCGGGAGGCGGGCGCUGGGCGUGGGUCGCGCUCGGCCGGGAAGGCCUCCGCCUGUCUCCGGCCACGCAGCGGCGGGGGAGCGGCGUCCUGGAGACCCCCGAGAGAUGGAAGCGGCGGCGCCGGCGGCGGCCGAGGCGGCGGGGCGCGAGGAGCUCGAUAUGGAUGUAAUGAGGCCCUUAAUAAAUGAGCAGAAUUUUGAUGGGACAUCAGAUGAAGAGCACGAGCAAGAGCUGCUGCCUGUUCAGAAGCAUUACCAGCUUGAUGAUCAAGAGGGUAUUUCGUUUGUGCAAACUCUUAUGCAUCUUCUUAAAGGAAAUAUUGGAACUGGCCUUUUAGGGCUUCCACUGGCAAUAAAAAACGCAGGCAUAGUGCUUGGACCAAUCAGCCUCGUAUUUAUAGGAAUUAUUUCUGUUCACUGUAUGCACAUUUUGGUACGGUGCAGUCACUUUCUGUGUCAGAGGUUUAAAAAGUCAACAUUGGGUUAUAGUGACACUGUGAGUUUUGCUAUGGAAGUAAGUCCUUGGAGUUGUCUUCAGAAGCAAGCAGCAUGGGGACGGAGUGUGGUUGACUUUUUUCUGGUGAUAACACAGCUGGGAUUCUGUAGUGUUUAUAUUGUCUUCUUAGCUGAAAAUGUAAAACAAGUUCAUGAAGGAUUCCUGGAGAGUAAAGUGUUACUUUUGAAUAGUACCAAUUCAUCAAAUCCAUGUGAGAGAAGAAGUAUUGACCUAAGGAUAUAUAUGCUUUGCUUUCUUCCAUUUAUAAUUCUUUUGGUCUUCAUUCGUGAGCUAAAGAAUCUGUUUGUGCUUUCAUUCCUCGCCAACCUUUCCAUGGCUGUCAGUCUUGUGAUAAUUUAUCAGUAUGUCGUUAGGAAUAUGCCAAAUCCCCACAAUCUUCCAAUAGUGGCUGGUUGGAAAAAAUACCCACUUUUUUUUGGUACUGCUGUGUUUGCUUUUGAAGGCAUAGGAGUGGUCCUUCCCCUGGAAAAUCAAAUGAAAGAAUCAAAACGCUUCCCCCAAGCAUUGAAUAUUGGCAUGGGAAUUGUUACAACUUUGUAUGUAACAUUAGCUACUUUAGGAUAUAUGUGUUUCCGUGAUGAAAUUAAAGGCAGCAUAACUUUAAAUCUUCCCCAGGAUGUGUGGUUAUAUCAAUCAGUGAAAAUUCUAUAUUCCUUUGGCAUCUUUGUGACAUAUUCAAUUCAGUUCUACGUUCCGGCAGAGAUCAUCAUCCCUGUGAUCACAUCCAAAUUUCAUGCUAAAUGGAAACAAAUCUGUGAAUUUGCAGUAAGGUCCCUGUUGGUUAGUAUUACAUGUGCUGGAGCAAUUCUGAUUCCUCGUUUAGACAUUGUGAUUUCCUUCGUUGGAGCUGUGAGCAGCAGCACAUUGGCUCUGAUCCUGCCACCUUUGGUUGAGAUUCUUACAUUUUCUAAGGAACACUACAAUAUAUGGAUGAUCCUGAAAAAUAUUUCUAUAGCAUUCACUGGUGUUGUUGGUUUCUUCUUAGGUACAUAUGUAACAGUUGAAGAAAUUAUUUAUCCUACGCCCAAAGUUAGAGCUGGCACUCCACAAAGUCCUCCUCUAAAUUUGAAUUCAACAUGCUUUAUGUCUGGGUUGAAAUAGUGGAAGCAGAAUUAUGAGUCUUCUCCUUUUGUCUCAGUUCUGAAAAUUAUUAAAAUGAGAACUGGUAGAGUCCAUUGCCAUAUGUCUAAAAUUAGAGCCAAACUCUCUUUUCUUUUGGCACAAUAAUGACAUUUCAGUAGUAAACUGUAAUUCUUUACCAGUAGUGGUAAACUAUGACAGAUUCUUUGUUUUGAGUAUUAAUAAUAAUUUCAAAAAAUGUUAGUUUUGAAAAUACUAUAAAUUAAAAUGUAGAAGAAUUAAAGAAUAAAAAGACUUCCAUUAUUCUUCAUUCAAUCAGAAAUACUCUAACCAAGAUUCUCUUUUACGCCCAUGCUCCUCUUUCCCCACCCAGCUGAGGAGAGAACAAAGUUCCAACAAUAAGAGAAUCAGAGAAGGACAUAGUUCACAAAAAUCUUCAGACCAUCUCGGUGAAUGUCAAAGUGUACUUUGUGUAUAAUGUAAAAAUAUCUCAAUUGUGUUUUUAUUAGAAAGCCAAAUACUUACGAAUCACCCUUGCAAGGAUAGAAAACUCUAAUGUAAGCAUCAGAAAUCCCUAAACCAGAAUUGUUCUACACCAUUCUAUGAUGGUAGUUGACCUGCACAAUGAAAAUUAUGAGGUGCUGUGGAGAUCCUGAUUUAGUGUCUCAGUCACAUUUGGAAGAGACUUUAAGGGUUAUCCAACACAAUUCCCUUGAUGUCCAGAAAGGGUAAGUAACUUGGUCAAGACCACGUAGCUUUGAGAUCAAGCAAGAGAAUAUGAUCUUUUUACCCCAGUCCAAGAUUUUUUAUUUUUCACAUCACAUCCAAGAAAAAUAAAGUAUGUUCAGUUUAGCCUUUAGUGUUGCAUCUACAUAAUUAUAUUUUAAAGCUCAGAAAGCCGGUGAUCUUUUAGUAAUAUAUGUGACCUGAGCAUAAAAUCAGAGAACUCCAAAAAGGAUGCCUUACUGGUACAUAAACCUAAACAAGAGAAAGAAAGUGUUUGUUUGUUUGUUUGUUUGUUUGUUUGUUUUAGAGAAUAGAAAGCACUUUCUGGUUUAACUGCUGGUGAGUUGGAGGUGCCCAGCUGUUCUUUCUAUGGCUGGAACUCUCAUUAUUUCUUCUCUUUCUAGGGAUUGUAGGCACCGCUUUUCUUAAUGGCAGAAAAUAGGUAUCUGACAAAAUACAGGAUUUGUGUAUUACUUCCAGCCUGUGGCUUUCCUGAUUAUAGCCUUUUAUCAGUCUGAAUGGGCAGAAUUAACAAAAAACAUAAAUUUAUACUGAGGAAAAAUCAAGGCAAUAAUAGACUGUCUACUAAAUAUUGAGAUACUCUAGGUUUCUUGCAGAGAAAUACCUUGUAUUCAUAUUUGUCAAGCCCAGUUAUUAAUGAAAACAAGCUCAGUUGACAUGGAUGAAAACUUUUAAGUUUAAAACAUUAGGAAUCUUGAUUUUUUAAAAAAUUCAUACAUUAAAACGUUUUUAAUCAGGCUGGUAAUUUGUAAUACUACAAGAUAUCGUCAAGAUCACUGUAGUAUAUGUAUUCUAUAUUUUUAUAUGUAAAUGUGAACUUAGCUCAAGUAUUUUUUUGCUUUCCAUCAUUAAUGAGUCAUCAAGUACAAUUCUAACAAAGUCUCAGAAGCUUUAUUUUUGUACAAAUUCAUAAGAAUCAAACUUUUUUUAAACAUUUACAUUAGAUGUCACCGAUAAUUUUUUGUGACACUUUUGUAUCAAAUCUGUUAUGUUGAGCUUUCAGUCACACUGAGAGAAUGUGGAAGAAGUUACAGGAAAAGUAAUCGUCAUUGAAACUGUUACAGAGUUGUGUUUCUAAGAAUAAAUUAGGUUUUUUUUUAAAAGAAAUGUAUAACUUGGUAUAAAAUGACUUGAAAACCAUUAUUUAAUAGAAAGCACUAUUACUUUUUGCCAGGUAUCUUCAGAUAUUUCUAGUCUAUGCAUGAAAUUUUAUUUUUAUACUUUGACCUGUUUAUUUUCCUUAUCAAAUUCGGUGAAUUUCGAAUAGUUGAUUAUAGCAAUAAAUGAAUUUUAGCAUGAACAGAAUGUUGAGUGCAUUAUCAGCCAGGCUUCCUUAUUGUAGCGAGUGCUGAAUCGACAUCCAGUACUUAGUUCACUAAGUGAUCAACACUUUAAAUAUGAGAGGAAAGUCGAGAUGGUGAAAGAGGGGCUAAAAAGGGAGAGACUAGCCCCAAUUCUUAACAAGAAACUAUUUAGAUGUAAAGUAUAUAUGCACUCUAAGGAUUUUUGAUGAAGCAUAUUUUUUGCGAAAAAAUCAGUGUCAUAUUUUUCCUCUGAAAAUUUAGUUUUAACAACUUACAACGUUUCAAAAGAUUUUUGGAGAAGAUAUUUUGAUUAGAACAGCUGUUGCUUUUAUUUGGGGGCCUGGAAAAAUGAGAGUGGUUGCACCUGUCAAAUUGUGUACUUGAUGUCUAGGUCCGUUACAUGAUGGCUAGAGCGACUUCAGCAUUUCACCCGCCACUGCAGUAAAAAACCCUCCUCUCUGAAAGUGAGUCAGGUGCCUGAGAGGCCUUUCCACCACUGAGGUAGGGGAGAGAAAGGAGAGCUUUACCCACCUCUGCUGACCUCUGCUCUAAGCCAGUCAUCAUCAGCACCCUACAUUCAAAAGGGUUUUCCCAGCUCCAGAGUCCACUUGUCAGAACGCUGGCUUUCAGACCUUUCGUAUCGGAGGCUCUUCUUUUCCCCACAUGGUCAGAUUUCUGCACAAUUAAAUAAGAAUUAGGGUUUGUUUUCCCUAGGUAAAGACCAAUUGGUAUUAUGUUAUCAAAUAAAAGAGUGCGAUAUAUUAGCAAAUGCCACAUCAUGUUUUAAUUCUGUCCUUGCUGGAUUCUCCUUUAUUAAAACCAUUUCUGCCUCCCACCUAAGCAGUGCACUUAAAUUAACAUUUUUAUAGGCAUUUUAUGCAAUGUGCAUGUUGUAAAUUUCCUAACAGGGCCUAAUUUCAUUCAGUAUUUUCAGAAUAGUUACAGGAAAGCUGUCUAACCGCAAAGCACUAUAAAAAUAUUAACUGGACUAUUAAAGUUCCACAUUAGUGCCAUUUCUAGCUGUGGCAAAGUGCAGGUCUGCCUCUAGCUUACCUGGGGCACUUGGUCACUGUAGAUGUCAGCCCAGCAUCUGAAGUACAUUUGUGUAUGAUAGUAUACAGCCACAUUAGGUUUUCACCUCAGUUCUUUAUUUAAAAAGGACAGUGUACAGAAUAAAGAUAAUGGAAAUAAUUUUAAAAUCAUACCCGUGGCUCAAUGAAUAUUUUCUGUUGAGAAAUAAAAAAAAUCGGUGAAAAUACCGUUGAUCAUGUAAAAUGAAUUUUGUUUUUUUUUAAUGAAUAUUUUGUUCAUUUUGGAUUACCUAGCCUUCUCCUUCAUAAGAAAAUUUGAGAACUUUGAUCUAAAAGGUGGAAUAAGACACUUCCUAACAUGACGUGGCCAACUGUAAUAAGUGAUGCCUUCUUAUGGACUAUCUUGUUUAUGCCACUAGUGCUCACUCGGCUAAAUGCCUUAAUGAAAGUGGCUGAUUUCCACCUAGAAGAUAGGAAAACAUGCUUAAGAAAUGACUAAAAAUGCUAUUUAUUGCCCUCUGAUAAAUGACAACUCUCAUUCUUAAAAUUUCGUAUUAAAAUUAGCUAGUCCUUAUGUACACACACACACACACCAGUAAUCUAUGUGAAUUAGAUACUAAUAUGAAUAUACCAUUUAAAUUGGGUCCAGAAAGAUAAUGCAUUCGUUGAAAGAUCACUCCAGAAAUUAUUCCAUUAGAGUUUUCUUGAUAACAGAUAGGAAAUUACAUGCUUAUAUCGUGAAUAAAUUAAGCUGUGGAUUUUUGUUUUUCAAAAUGAUUUUGUUAGUUUGAAAACUUAAGUUAUCGUUGCACUUGAGUUCUUUUUCUUUUAACUUAUUUUUCUUUAUUAUAUGAAGAAAACUGUCUUUAAGUACUGUAACUCUUCUGAAUUUUCAAUAAAAUACAAUUAUUUUGCUUGCAAAUGCCUUUUUAAAUGAAUUUGGCUUUUAUAAGGUUAAGUGAUAUUGACAAGUGUCGUAAGCUGAAAAUGGCGCUCAUAUUUUCAUAACAUUUUAAUCGGUCUUUGUGGUUAAAUCUUUGUCAUGUGUGAUCUUCAGCGUUGGAAGUUGAUAUUAUGUGCCUCCAAGAUUUGAGAGCAGAAGUUGAUGAAAAAUGAACAUACUCAAACCAUGACCUGAGCUUCCUACAGAGUGAACACAGAAUGAACAGUCUGGCGAUGCUGCCUCCGUGGUUUAAUGUCCCAUUCUCUUAGGUCAAGAAUAUGUAUCACUCACACUUUUAAUACGCUUUGCUUGCAUUAUGCCAACUCACCAUAUCAAAGAUCAUGAAGAUAUUUAUACCUUUAAUAAUAAUCCUGCUCUUGUGAACCUAAUGUAAGGGCAGGCCAUAGUUCAUCAGAAGAGAGACAGCAGCAGCAUUACGCUUUAGUCGUGAGAACUUGGAAACAACCUGAAUGUUCAACAAUAAGGAAAUCAUAAAUUGUGAUAUAUUCACCUAGAAUACAAUGCAAAUUGUAUUAAUUACACUAUUGUCAUACCAAAGAUGAAUAAUUUUGGAAAGAAUACAUGCAUAAAGUUAAUUUUUAAUUGCA